Messenger RNA from Paraphaeosphaeria sporulosa, 1593 nucleotides. RefSeq lists its product as uncharacterized. Bases 1 to 1593 code for a protein of 530 amino acids. The record is from RefSeq and is a predicted model, not a curated record. The transcript has 8 exons. Lineage: Eukaryota; Fungi; Ascomycota; Dothideomycetes; Pleosporales; Didymosphaeriaceae.
AUGUCCGCUCCCACGAUGGACAUGCCGCCGGUUGCAGGCAUGGUGGAUUUGCCCACUUUAGCCAAGAUGUACGCGGUCCUCAGCACCAGUCAUGAUGACGACGAUAAGAAUUUAGCGGCCUGGAUCAAGGAGAACUACCUUCCCCAAGACUUUGACGGAGUCAUCGAGCAGGGCGGUACCGCCAUAAAGGGCGCUGAGGGCUUUUCAAAGUUGUACAAUGCUUACAAGCGCGUGCGCAUACUCACCAAUCGAACCCAGGACAAGUGGCCAUUCUUUGACCGUCGAUGGAAGCGCAUGACUUCGGCUCAAGUGACAAAGAUGGCUACGAGCGACGACCCCGCGCCUCCAUCCAAUGCUUCGGCUGAGGUUCCCAUGAAAUCUCCACCGGUGCGCGAAUCCACAGAAGAAGGUCCAUCAAUGCCGAUGGCUCAACUACAAGCCCGCACAUCAUCUACCGCUCUCGGUCAGGCAACAACGACCCAGCCUCCUGCUGCAGAAACUAUCAAACCAGAAGUGACGCAGCAGCCAGCCAACAUGUCCGAACGAGUAGAGCGUUUGCCUACACCAAUUUCGCCCAACAUGGUAGCACAGACACGAUCUGAUCAUACCGAGAAAUCCAAGACGGUAAACGAUAUGUCUGCUACCUCAACUGCGGUUUCAAUCCUUGCUGUAGAAUCUGCACCCGAGCACUCCAACCUCGAUGAUCUACCCAGACCAUCUGGCGGGAAACGCAAACGCGAUCCCAAGGACUUCGAUGAGCGGGGACUCUUUGCUCGCGGCCAUGGCAACCUGCGUAAUAGGCGGGGCCGUUGUGGAGGCAAGGGUGGCCGAGGAUGUAAGAACAAAACACUUGCGACUGAGCAAGCCGACUCAACCGAUAAAGUGACAGAGCACACGCCGCCGACCUUCCAAGACACAUCAUCUCGCAAUGACAAAGACACUGAGAUGGCUCAUGCGCCUGUGAAGAAGCCAAAGACCGCCCCUCCAAAGCCUCGGGUGACUCGCCGACAGGCGCGCCUCUCUGGAGGCAGCGAUGAUCAAAAUUCGGCCAGCCAGGCGGUACCUGCGCUGGCUGAGCCGCAGACGAUUGGAUUCCCCAAAUUACAGGCGGGCAGUGAUACUACUGUCAACGACAACGAGCAGAAUAACACGGUGUCUCAAGCCCAUAAAGAUGCAGUAUUCACGGACAACGAAGACACAUUGAUUCCCGACGAUGACAGCGCUACCUCGAAUCUGACCAACACAGACCUCCUCGCCAUGGGUUUGUCGCACUACGAGCGACCCAGGACCAAGUCAGCUAACACGAUCGCAAAAGCUGAUCAGGAUACUGCCAAGCUUGACUCCAAGGCAAUUUCUUUAGAAAAGGCCGUGGGGCAAGACACCAAGUUGCGAGAGCUCGCAACGGUGACCUACUUUGCUCGCGUCAACACCGGUUCUGCUUCCUUCGAAGUCAGUCUCGACGACGCCAUGAACGAUAACAAGAAGCUAAACAGCGACCUCCUGGGCUAUGCCUCAUGGAGGCAGAAGAUGGGCGAGAAGGGGGCGAACGUCUCAUUCGACAUGUGGCUCAGCAUUUUCAACAUUGGUCGCUGA